Messenger RNA from Microplitis mediator, 4933 nucleotides. Its product is annotated as transcription elongation factor SPT6-like. Gene Ontology annotation, molecular function: histone binding; nucleosome binding; DNA binding. Gene Ontology annotation, cellular component: transcription elongation factor complex. Gene Ontology annotation, biological process: positive regulation of transcription elongation by RNA polymerase II; mRNA transcription by RNA polymerase II; nucleosome organization. The record is from RefSeq and is a predicted model, not a curated record. The transcript has 4 exons. Lineage: Eukaryota; Metazoa; Arthropoda; Insecta; Hymenoptera; Braconidae. Bases 171 to 4754 code for a protein of 1527 amino acids.
AAUAUUUUUAUUAUACUCAUAUAUGUAUGAAGCACUCAAGACAUUACAGUCAAUAGUCAUCCAUUUAAAAUAACGAAUUUUAUGUCGAAUCUCUCAUUAAUAUUUUUAUUUAUUGUUUAAUAUAUUUCCCAUUGUUAUUUAACCGUUUAUUUAAUUAUUCUACAAAAAAAAUGGCCGACUUUAUUAAUUAUACCGCAGAAGAAAUGGAGGCAGAGACUGAGGAAGAUGAAGAAAUUGUCAGCAGAAAGAGAAAGAUGGGGAAAAAUUUAGGAAACAGUGACGAGGAUGAAAAUCUUGAAGAUAACAGCACAGUAGUGGAAAGUGAUGAAGAUGAUGAGGUUGAUGGAGGAAAAAAGAAAAAAAACUACGACAAGGACUUUGACGACCGUCUAGAAGACGACGAUUAUGACUUAAUAGAAGAAAACUUGGGUAUCACCGUUGAGCGCAGACGGUUUAAGCGACUGAAGCAGAUGCCCACUGGUGGAUCUGAUGAUGAGGACCGUAACGAAGAUGUGGAAGUUGAGAAAGAGAACAUUGCCAGUGGAUUAUUCGGUGAUGGUGUUGAUGUGGGAGAAAGCGCGAGUCGGGAACCAGAUGAAGUCUUUGAUCUUGAUAACAGUUACGCAGGUACUUCUUCAGAUGAAGACAAUUUCAUUGUCGAUAAUGAUGACAGACCGUUACCUAGAAAAAAACGUCAUUCUGGUGCCAACUCGGCGUUGGAAGAAGCACAAGAAAUUUUUGGCGUUAAUUUUGACUACAAUGACAUCAAUCAACAUGAUGAAGAUACUUAUGAAGAAGAGGAAGAGUAUGAAGAAGCUGAUGGUGAUUUAACACUGGGCGGUGUAUCUACAGGAAGAUGGAAAAAGAAACAGAGUAGAAAGUCUACGAGAAACAGUAUUUUUCAUUUGUAUGAACCUAGUGAACUACAACGUUCACAUUACACGGAUUUGGAUCAGGAAAUUCGUAGCAAAGACAUUCCGGAAAGAAUGCAAUUACGCUCGACGCCAAUUACUCCUGUAGCAGAAGGAUCCACUGAACUUGAUGAAGAGGCUGAGUGGAUAUACAAGCGUGCAUUCACACAGCCAAAAAUUUUGCAACAAGUUACAGAUGAUUAUUCUUGCGGUAUGGAUGAUUUUGGAUCCAAAGGUCCAGAAGCAGUGGAAAAAAUAAAAAAUGCAUUAAAUUUCAUCCGUAAUCAACAAUUUGAAGUCCCUUUCAUAGCUUUUUAUAGAAAAGAACAAGUGGAGCCAGAACUGAAUAUAAAUGAUUUGUGGAAAAUAUACAAAUUUGAUGCCAAGUGGUGUCAACUGUAUCAGAGGAAAAAUAAUCUACUUGCUUUAUUUGAGAAGAUGCGAAGUUUUCAGUCAGAUGAGAUUAUGAAAGAUCCAGAAGCUCCUCUUGCUGACGAUAUAAGAGUUAUCAAGGAAGAUGACAUCGAUCAACUAAAGAGUGUUCAGACUGACGAAGAAUUAAAAGACGUUUAUAAUCAUUUCAUGCUGUACUACAGCCGUGAACUUCCAGCGAUGCACGAAGCCGUGAGACGGAAAGAAAAAGAAGCUAAACGUUUGGAAAAAAUAGAGAAGCGUAAACGACAGCUGCUGGAGGCUGAGGAGAAUGGUGAAGAGCUACCACCUGAGGAUGAAGACGCCGAAGAGCCUGAAGAAAAAGAUACACUAAAGCCAGCUGUCAGACGCGGACCUUACGCACUGUAUAGACGAGCUGGGCUCAGUAGUUUCGCUAAAAAAUUUGGUCUUGCUCCUGAACAAUUUGCGGAAAAUUUACGAGACAACUAUCAGCGUCACGACGUCGACCAAGAUUUGGUUGAGCCGAGUGAAGUAGCACGAGAUUAUCUCGGUAGAUUUUUUCAGUCAACUGAGCAAGUUCUGAAGGCUGUCCAACUAAUGGUAGCUAUCCAACUCUCGCGUGAACCAAUCCUACGUAAAUCUGUUCGUGAAAUGUACAUGGAACGGGCAAAGCUGUCAGUGCGACCCACUAAAAAAGGAAUUAAAGAGAUAGAUGAAUACCAUCCCAUCUAUACGAUGAAGUAUUUAAAAGACAAACCGGUCAAUGAACUUGUUGAUCAUAUGUGGCUUAAGUUAUUGACAGCUGAGACCGACGGUCUGAUAAAAAUCACACUCAGCGAUACUGUUGACGGCACCACCAGUUCUGACUUUAUCAGCGAAUUUAAACAAUUGUACAUCAGAGAUGAAUUUAGUAAAACCGUACAAGAGUGGAAUGAUCUACGUACUGCUAGUGUGGAACUGGCUUUUAAUAAAUUCGUGAUACCCGAUUUGAAAAAUGAAUUACGAGCAAAAAUAACUGGUGAAGCAAAAGAAUCUAUUAUGCAGUCGUGCUGUCGCAAGUUAGCAAAUUGGAUAAAAUUCGCUCCAUAUACAUGCGAAUUUUAUAGCGUCGAAAAUGAAGAUGCUGAGACUUGGAAUACUAGCAAAGGUAUCCGAUCAAUGGGGAUUGCGUACGUUCCUGGUUACUCUCAAGCUGCUUUCGCUUCGAUCGUUGCCCCGGAUGGCGAGUGUCUUGACUACUUAAAAUUGCCUCACUUAUUGAAGCGAAAGAAUAGUUUCAAUGAAAAUGAAAAACUUCUCAAAGAAGCCGAAUUACUUUGUCUGAAGAAUUUUAUCAGCCAACACAAGCCUCACAUUAUUGUAGUAGCCGGGGAGUCCAAAGAUGCUCAAACAAUUUCAUAUGAUAUUAAGGAGUGUCUAACAGCACUUGCUGAUGAACAACAGUAUCCUGCUAUCCAGGUAGAGAUAUGCGAUCCAAAUGUCGCUAAAAUAUUUUCCAUGAGUAAUAGAGGAGUUGCUGAGUUUCGUGACUACCCGCCACUACUGAGAGAAUCUAUCUCACUUGCUCGGCGAUUGCAAAAUCCCCUCGGUGAAUUUUCACAGCUGUGUACUCCAGACGAAGACCUGCUGUGUUUAAACUUCCACCCACUUCAAAAUCUUCUUUCAAAGGAAGAGCUUUUGGAAGACCUGUACUUAGAAUUCAUCAACAAAGUAAAUGAAGUCGGCAUUGAUCUCAGCAAAAACCGGAUCUACAGUGAUACUCUUCUGCAAUUUGUUUGUGGACUAGGUCCUAGAAAAAGUCGUGGAUUAUUAAAAAUACUAAAAGACAAAAAUAGUAAACUAGAAAAUCGAACUCAUUUAGUAACUACAUGUCAUAUGGGUCCAAAGGUGUUUAUAAAUUGUUCUGGAUUUUUUAAAAUAGACACAACUACUCUUGACGACAGCACAGAUGCGUACAUUGAAGUAUUAGAUAGUACAAGAAUCCAUCCAGAAACUUACGAAUGGGCGCGCAAAAUGGCUGUCGAUGCUCUAGAAUACGACGAUGAGAAUUCACACCCGGCAAGUGCUAUUGAAGAAAUAAUACAAGCUCCCGAGAAGCUAUUGGACUUGGACCUUGAUGCUUUUGCUGCUGAAUUAGAGAAGCAAGGUUACGGAAAUAAAACAAUUACUCUGUAUAGCAUCAGAACGGAACUGACUGAUCGUUACAAGGAUCCGCGAGUGCCCUAUGAACCUCCAUCUGCUGAAGAGAUGUUCACUAUGUUAACCAAAGAGACUCCAGAAACAUUCUACGUGGGUAAGUUAGUUCACGGCACAGUUACCGGGUUCAGGUUCAAAAAACCCGAAGGUGAACAGUUGGAUCAAGCUAAUCCUGUUAAAAACGACGAGACUGAACUCUGGCAGUGUCCGUUCUGCUCUAAGAAUGAUUUUCCCGAAUUGGCUGACGUUUGGAAUCACUUUGACGAGGGGACUUGCCCUGGAAAAGCUGUUGGUAUCAGACUGCGUUUAGAAAAUGGACUGUCUGGUUACAUUCACGUUAAAAAUAUAUCUGAUCAACGUGUGGAAAGUCCCGAGGACAGGGUCCAGAUACGACAAGUAUUGACAUGCCGUGUCACCAAAGUUGAUAUGGAUCAUUUUAGUGCUGAGUGUACCAGCAAAAGUAGUGAUCUUGCUGAUGAAAAUAACACAUGGCGGCCUGCUAAAGAUUCAUUCUAUGACACAGAAGCUGAAGAGGAAGAUAAGAGAGUAGAAGAUGAAAGUAAAAAAGAUAAACAGCAGACUUAUGUAAAACGUGUUAUCGUUCAUUCUUCAUUUUACAACAUAAGUUUUGUUGAGGCUGAAAAAAUGAUGAAGACAAUGAAACAAGGAGAAGUUAUCAUUAGACCUAGUAGCAAAGGGAAUGAUCAUUUAUCAGUUACUUGGAAAAUUACAGACGACAUUUAUCAACAUAUUGAUGUACUUGAAGAAAAUAAAAGCAAUAUUUAUACACUGGGACGUAGUCUGUUCAUCGGGACAGAGAAUUUUGAAGAUCUCGAUGAAAUAAUUGCCAGGCACAUCAACGUGAUGGCUGGAUAUGUAGCAGAAAUACUUGAGUUCAAGUAUUACAACAGCCAAGUACUUGGUUUUAGGGAUAAGGCUGAAAAAAUAUUGAAAGAACAAAAGACAAAUAAUCCUAAUAGUAUUCCUUACAUCGUAUCAGCUGCCAAAAAUCAUCCUGGUAAAUUUUUACUCUCAUAUCUUCCUCGGGAAAGAUGUUACCACGAGUAUAUUGCCGUUACAUCCCAGGGAUUCCAAUUUAGGACUGAGACGUUUAAUAAUCUCAAUUCGCUGAUACGUUGGUUUAAAAAACACUACAGAGAUCCGGUUGUUGAUCAGUCUGUUGUUGAACAGUCACAGUCUGAAGAGUUGACACCAAAAGACACUCCAUCUGAUUUCAGCUGUUUAGCUGCUUAGCAUAUUUUCAGUUUUCAUGUUUACUAUUUACAAAAGUAUUACUAUUAUUACUUGAGAUUAUAAUCUAUAUAUUCGUUUCAUAUAAUAUAUAUUUGUACUCGUUUAUGAUUUAUAUAUUCGUUUAUUAUAUUUCUGGAUAAAUUAAAUUAUCUGUUACCAUUAUAUCCAGUUAUAUAUUU